Molecule: messenger RNA, 2214 nt
Organism: Plasmopara halstedii
Lineage: Eukaryota; Oomycota; Peronosporomycetes; Peronosporales; Peronosporaceae
Product: hect e3 ubiquitin
Exons: 3
Coding region: 1-2214 (737 amino acids)
Molecular function (GO): ubiquitin-protein transferase activity
Source: RefSeq, a predicted model, not a curated record
AUGAGUGACAUAACGUCGCAUCAGGAAUAUCACGUCGACACCUAUUUAUAUAUGAUUGUCGGUAUCGUCAUGGGGCUAGCUGGCACGUCGAUGUUACUCUACUGUCUCCAUCAACGACAGGUUCUACAGAGUGAGCAGAGUGGUAAUGACAGAAACAAUAUGCAAAGGCAUUUGCUUGAGGAUAGUGUCAUUCCGGACGGUCAAGAAGAGUGGCAAUGCUCAGUAUGUUACUACGAGAAUCAUCCUGCUAAGAAAGAAUGCCUCAUGUGUGGCACUUUAGAAGUCGUUUCGCAACGGGUUACAAGGCCACUAUCUUUACCAGGAAAGACUACUACAAAGUUACCUACCAGUGAGUCGGUAGCUUCCCUAGCCGCGCCAAACAGCUCUUUUCACGCUGAACGAUCAGACGAAUUAAAGUUGAAUCAAAGACAGAGAGGUGCACGGCGGCGUCAUUUGUGGCAGCGCGAAAGAAUUGAUGAUAAUCAAUUUCGAUGGGUGCGAGUCGGUCAUUGCCAGCCAUCUCGACUCAGCCAGUUAGCAUCGAGUAUUCGUUCUAGCUUGCCGACACGUGCGGCAUCGCUUAUCCUUGGUAGUCCAAAAUUUGAAAGCGAGCGAGGGUCGGCACCUGCUGCUUAUGCGUCUGAUGGAACUUAUCGCGGUCCGACCAGUCCAUUAUCGCUUAAUAACACUAACAAUGGGGGGCGUUUGGGUGUACGAACAGAGCUUUCGAUGAUCCAGUCGGCACAUUCAGACGGAGCGUUUUCUCCAGCUAUUUGUAAAACGGUGCGAAGUGGUUGCAGUGCAGUCAAUUGCGACGAUGUGACUGCGUCAACCAGCUCGGAAGAUGAACUUAUGACACAGCGGUCCAUUGGUUAUAUAAGGCACGUAAACGACCAAGGACAGGCCGAGUGGGUUUCAGCUGACACUCUUGUACACGAGCGGACUACAGUAACCACGAUCAAUAUCACAGAGUUUCCAAGAGCCACAAGUAUCAUUGACUAUGAGUCUGUUGCAGCUUUUCCCUUCAAAACAAAAGUUCGGUGGUUUCUUCAAGAACUUGACAAAAUUGUAAUUCCAUACGACGAAGGUCACCUUCUGCUUAAAAUUCGUCGCGAGGCUAUACUGAGUGAGUCCAUGCACUUGUUAAUGCUGAUUCCAGCUGCUGAUCUACGCCAACGUAUGCAGAUCGAGUUUAUCAAUGAACCCGGAUUAGAUAUCGGAGGAUUGAUGCGAGAAUGGGUUUUGCUUCUUUGUGAACAACUGUUUGCCGAAAAGAAUGGAUUAUUUUUACGAACGCAUGCCGAACAAUCCGGCUAUUGGAUCAAUCCAAAUUCCGCAUAUGUACAUAGCGAUCACUUGCACUGGUAUAAGUUUGUUGGGCGAUUGCUAGCGAAAUGCUUGUUGGAAGGUCAAAUUCUAACUGUCUACCUCGCCCUUCCCCUUCUCAAGCACCUGCUUGGUGUACCCAUUUCGUUCUCAGACUUGGAAUUUCUGGAUGCAGAGCUUCAUCGCCACACUCUGUCGCUUCGAGAUUAUGAGGGUGUGGAAGCGCUGGCACUUACCUUCACAGUACAACGGCAGGACAAAGAUGGGUUGAUUGUUACGGAGGAGCUCACACCAGGUGGUAACGACAUACCUGUGACGGAUAUUAAUAAGGAAGAGUAUUUAACACUCUUGCUACAGCACAAGAUGUUUGGUAGUGUACAGGAGCAGCUAGAAGCCAUGCUCGAAGGUCUCUACGACGUCCUCCCACGCACACUUUUGACUGUUUUUGAUUAUCAAGAAUUGGAGCUACUUAUGUGCGGCAUGCCAUCGAUCGACGUUGCCGACUGGGAAUCUCACACUGACGUUUGCUAUAAACAUGCUGAUCUUGGACACAACAAAGCCACUAGUGCAGAACGUCAGGUUGUGCAGUGGUUCUGGCACGCUGUGCGCGCAUUUUCGACGGAAGAGCGCGCACGUCUUCUUCAGUUUGUCACGGGCACCUCUCGAGUUCCGGCAGAAGGCUUUCGAGCACUGCUAGGGAAUGAUGGCCGUAUUUGUCGCUUUAGUCUCGAAUUGAUGGCAAUUGGCUUCUCUCCAUCAGAUCUUUAUCCGAAAGCUCACACAUGCUUCAAUCGCCUUGAUCUCCCUAUCUACCGUUCUUAUCAAGAGCUCGUAACGUUCCUUACUGUCGUUAUCAACACGGAAAACACUGGAUUUACCAUGCAAUAA